Messenger RNA from Orbicella faveolata, 1698 nucleotides. RefSeq lists its product as uncharacterized. Gene Ontology annotation, molecular function: protein-tyrosine sulfotransferase activity. The record is from RefSeq and is a predicted model, not a curated record. Gene Ontology annotation, cellular component: Golgi apparatus. NCBI's taxonomy places the organism in Eukaryota, Metazoa, Cnidaria, Anthozoa, Scleractinia, Merulinidae. Gene Ontology annotation, biological process: peptidyl-tyrosine sulfation.
UCAAUAAGUAAGCCUGAGUUGUUGUUUGACAACGAUUGUACAACAAUCUUUCUUUGAGUUUUGAGUCUAUACAUUGCUGUAACGUAUAUUUUCAUUCAAUUCUGAAAAGAUCAUUGCUGUAAUUUUUAUAUUGCUCUCAUUGUUUUAUUUUGGCCAGACUCUAUUGAAAUCAUAAAGAAAAUGUGAAAUAAAAAAGAUUUCGACUCUGGUAUUCGGUCGAAGGAAAAUAUGGUAAUGAUUCUCGUGCGCAAGCGUAGUGCCGUUAUGCGUGGGCUGUGUAAGUUCUUAUGCAAGCCUAGAUGUCAGUUUGAUACUUGAUUGACAAGUGUCGACCAGGUCGGUAUAAAAGAACGAGAGCAGAAUCUUAAGUUGAGAAGUGUGGUAGCUGUUGAAAGUAAUGGAACACCAGGUGUAAUGAAGAGGACGUUUUUAACAGAAAAGAACGCGUUUGUCCAUAUGUAAAGGAGAUCGUUUCCCUCCGAAAAUUUUCCUUUUACACCUUAAGCCGUAUUCCUCAAUUGUUCGCAUUUCAUAUAUAUGAAUUAUUCAUUUUAUUGGUCAAAUAUUUAUUUCUGUCUAUUAAUUUGCUUAUUUUCUUUUUCUCAGGGGAAACAGAAGCUGGAGCAUAGUUCUUUGUACGAUAGCGUUGAAACAUUCGUGUUGUUUGUUGGUUAUCCUAGAAGUGGCCACAGUCUUAUAGCCGCCAUUUUGGACUCUCAUCCAGAUAUAAUCAUCCCAAAUGAGCUCCAUAUCCUGGCAAAGUUUAAAAGCUUUUAUAAGGACGCAAAUAAGGAAAGUUAUAGUCGACGGCGCCGGAUUUUUUCUGCGUUGUAUUCACGUUCGUACAGUCAAUCCAUACAAGGAAUACGUUCCCCAAACAAAAGACAUGGUUAUUCCUACUAUAUUCCGGGAAGCUGGCAAGGAAAAUGUAGAAAUCAAAUAAAGGUAAUUGGAGACAAAAAAGGAGGUGGAACAGCUGCACUACUGGGAAAAGGAGAAGGCCUUCAAGACUUACAAGAACUACAAAAAACAGUGGUGGUUCCAGUUAAACUGAUUCAUGUCAUCAGAAACCCGUUCGGCAACAUCGCUACAAUAUGCAAAAAAUAUCCAGCGGUGCAAGAUCAGUUAGUAAGAAACAAAGAACCCAAUGCCAAGGCCUUGGACUUCUGCAUCCAAAGAUACUUCAACCAUGCUCGGACAGUCCAAAAGCUUCACGAGAUGUCCAAGUAUCCAAUCCUUGAUGUUUACAGCCGCGACACGAUAGCAAAGCCGAGGGAAACUCUGCAUAAAUUAUGCGACUAUCUUAAUGUCACCUGUUAUGAGGAGUUUGUCAACUCAACGUUAACGAUUCUAUAUUCUAGGCCAUCUAAGACCAGGUACUCAGUAAAGUGGACAAAUGAACAGAAAAAGAGAGUUGUUAAUGAAAUCACCUUGGCAUCUCGAGCUGUACGUGUGGAGCCCAUUCUUGGUCAGAUCCAGAGUCAGGGACAGAAACUAUUUGAGCGUCAGAUUCAUAUUCAGAAUCUCCGAGGCCACCCUGAUGGAUUUUCGUGGCUGGUAAAGAACCGGGCUUACUUCGGUUCAGGUCAAAACACUCAUCUCCUUGAGGCGUUUUUCGCAAGAGCGCUAGCUGUCGUUGAAUUGCUCGUCCUCUUGGCCAAACAAGAAACCGAGAUAAAACUAGGUCGUCCUCUGUAG